AUGUCAUUCUCCCCUAUGAAUCACACUCCUGAAUUCGAAUCGUGUGCGUCAUUCGCUGGAAACUCAUUCAUUUCACGUCGAUUUCCAACGUUUUCAGGCUUCCUCCCAACUUGUAUUUCCGUUUCCUGCUGCCAAAAGAACCCGUAGACAGAAAAAAAGUCGACACAGAAAAGCAGCGUUUGUGGCCGGCGGCGAGCCCAAACACCAAGUCUGCACCAAACUCCUACCGUACCACCAGCGACCGUAGCCACUUUUCGCUUCAAGACCCCAGGUAUACUGUGUUUCAGUGUUUUUAUGAGGUGUAUUGAUUUGAUUUUUUCAUAAAUCAACUCGCGAAUUCGGUCAAUUUCCAGCCGCCCCAACGCCAUGUCGGACCCGUCGCUGUUCUCGCGCAACGGCCUUCGUCUGUUCGUCAUCUGCUCGUUGCUGACGGCGAUCACCAACUUCCCGUCCGGCUUCUCCCACACGUCCAUCAACACCGCCGUCCACAAGAUGAACGACUAUCUCAACUCCUCGUUCACCGAGAGAUUCAGGCCGUUGGACCAUGGCGAGGUGUGGAGAAAGGAAUUAAGAAGGAAAAAACUAAAAAAAUUAGUGGAACCUAUAGGGGUCACGCUAGCCGGUAAUUUUAUGAACUCUAAGCGAAGAAGCAAGAGUAAAAAUGAAUAAAUAGGCGUUUUUGAAGAGAGACCCCUAAAAGGUCCACUUGGGGUUUAGGACCUAAGGGUUCAGACCCUAGACCAUCUUUAAAAAACGGCUUGAAUUUUUUUUCGGCCAAAAAUGUACACCUCCUACACAUAACUUUUUCUGAAGAUUCUCUCAAUCUAACAUUUUUAGGUAUCCCUCCUGAAGUCGGGAAUCAACUCGGCUUGGUAUCUGGCCCAAGUGGCCGGCGCCAUGUCAAGUCCCUACCUCUGUGAUACCUACGGGCGAAAAGGUUCGAAAAAAAGGGAAAAAUUUAAUUGAAAGUAUUUUUCAGUGGCUUUCGCGAUCUCGAUUUUCAUGAUGACGGUGGCUGGCGGCAUGCAAAUGCUUGCUAGUUAUACUCCUUAUCAUGAAGUUGGUUUUGGAGGUUUUAGUUGUAGAUUAUUCAGGUUCUUUUUCAAGGUUUGGGGUUUGAGAGGGCUUCAAAAUUGGGCUUUGAAACAAUAUAAAAAAAAAUAAUAAAUCGAAAGUUUUUUUGUUCCUCACAGAUAAGUACGGAGAAAAGCAGAAAAAAGAGUUCGGAAGAUUUUCAGAAAAAUAAUAGCUUGUUUUAAAAAUUUUGAAAAAGGUACAGGGGAAUAUCAAAUUUAGUGUGAAAUAGCUCAAAACCAGUCCAAAAAAACCACGAUUUUCGAGAAAUUCUUGACUUUUUCAGGUCCUGAUCGCCGGUCGUCUAAUCGCCGCCGUCUUCUCCCCGCUCAGCGACGCCGCCUUGAUUUUGUACCUUCAGGUUUGAAAUAAUAACAUCAUGAAAAAAAUCCAGUGAAUCAUCACCAUGAAAAAAAAUUUUAAAGCUUGUUUUUUUUUAGGAAAUCUCGCCGGCGUCGUUGCGCGGAACCAUGUCUUCCCUAUUUUCAACCGGUUAUUCUACCAUGUGCCUCCUUGGCAUGAUUUUGGGCCAUGAGUGCCUUUUGGGUACCUGAAAAGUCUUAAGAAAAAGAAAUGAAGGAACUUUUUGAGGCCAUUCGUUGACGUUGCUCCUGUUCGUACCGGUGAUCCCGGGGGUUUUGUCGACCUUGUUCAUCUGCUGGAUCCCUGAAACGCCCAAGUUCCUGCUCUUUGCUAAGUUGGUAGAGCCACAAGGAAAUUUGGCCAUGGAGAAACGUGGAAAAAAUUAAAUAUAGACUUUUUUUUUGGAAUAAAAUCAAAAAAUCGUUGAAGUUUCUCAUUUUCUUUUUGUAAUUUUCUUGAAAUUUUGUGAAAAAAGAUUUUUUGUGAUUUUUUGGACUUUUCUUUUUGUACUCUAAAUCAGGAAGAAACUAUCAAAAUUUUGAAAAAAAAAAUUAUUUUUAAGGUUUAGAUAUUGAGCUUCACAUUGGGCUUAUUGGAAAAACGUUUGAAUUUUGAUUAUUAUCUGAAUUUUCUCCAGAGUUUUUUUCAGAAACUUAUGGUUUUCUGUGUACCAGGGAAGCUUCUAAAAAGUACUAUUUUAAAUAAAAAAAUAAGCUAAAAUUCUUAUUUUCUGAAACUUUCUUCGGAGCUUCACCUUCUACAUAAAAAACUCAUCAGAAAGUUUCCUGAAAGAUUUGAACUCCAACUUUUCGGAAUUUUCAUCUGAAAAUCUUCAGGAACGACAAGCAAGCCGCCCUGGACUCGUUGAGGUUCUACCAAGGCCAUUUGCCAGACCAAGCGCUUCUCCUCGACACGAUGGCUCAACGCGGCAAGGACGACAAGCAGGAAGAUCCCACCGAGAGCGGAAUCGUCGUACGUCUUCAGAAUCCCAGAAGAAAAAUUCUGAAAUUGUUCAGCACCUCUUCCGGACGCCUCACCUCCGUCGCGCCUUCUUGCUCUCCGUGUCGGCGUUGAUCCUCACCUUGCCUUUCUAUCCGAUCCUCCAGAGCAGCACCUUCUUCUUCACGGAUAUGGGCGUCAGCAUGUAGGGAUUUGGGAAAUAUUCAGGGAAAAUGAAAUAAUAAUUCAUCCGCCAUGAUCUUGGUACAAGGCUGUAUAUAAAAUUGCAUGCAUUCCAAGAAAAUAUACACUGUGCACAGCAGUUCAGACCUACAGGGACCCGUCCGGUUUGCACUGCGCCGUCUCCGAUGGCCAUGAUAGACCAUUUUUUCUGUUAAUUAAAACGAACAAGGCUAUUUCCAACAAUUAUAGAUAUUAAAAAAAAAGCAGAAAAAACAAUUUUACUUAAUAAAUAUGCAUUACCCAAAUUAGGCCAUUUUUUAAGGCUUGCUAGCGUUUGGAAAAACUUGAUUGUAUCAUUGAAUGGUCUACUUGCGUUUUUCUUCUAAUCUGUUCAUUUUUUCGUACAAAAAACUCGUUAUUAACGAAGAUAUCGUUCAAAAACCGCGAUUGGUGUAUGCACAAUUGAAGCAUACAGUGUGCCAAAUCGGACGGGUUGAACAGAUGUGUGUGGCGAGUUAAAUUGGAUAUUACUAAUGGAAUAAUGCCUAUUUUUGUACCUUGAAGCUCAAUUUCUAAGUUUUACUUAUUAAAAAACUGAAGGGUAUGGUACUGUCUGCGCUCUCCAUUAAUCAGAAGUUCUCUCAUUUAUUAUCGUGUCAGGACCCAUCUUUCAAUGGCUCUCCAUUAUACGAAAAAAUGUCUUUCUUUUUGUUUUCUAUUCACGUUUUACCUUGCAUAGGCAAAGUUGGAAAGGGGGAAAAAAGGCUUCAUAGAAAUGUUCCUUUUAGGGAGACAAAAGCUCCUAUUUUGCUGCCUUUCUGCGCCAUUUCAUCGGCUUUUCUGCACCAUUUUUGCUGCCUCUUCCUUUUUCCUCCAUUUCUUGAGCCUUUAAAAUUCUAGAAAAAUGAAAGGCUUGAUAAAGGAACACUUUCUGCUACCUUUCUGCGACCUUUUCCGAGCCUCUCCCUUUUAGCAGCUAUUAUUCACCAUUCCGGCUUAGGUUGUCUGUAUGAAAAGCUCAAUUUUGUAACGGAAAAUCAACUUUUCUGCUCUUGAGAACAUUGCUGUUUCUGAUCAUCUCCAUGUUCCAGUGAAACCUCGCAAAUCGCUUCAAGCCUGCUAAUGGUUGCCCUGACUUGCUCGUCAAUCUGCUCCACUUUGGUCAUUGAUCGAUUCAAUCGGAGGUUUUCAAAAGCGAAAAAAUAUCCUGGAAGAUUGAUUUUUUUCAGAACGAUGUUGCUUCUGUGUGGAUCCGCCUCGGUGAUCUUCCUCUGCCUUUUCGGAUUGGCCGAACAACUUCAGUAUCAAAUCACGGCCAUUGGAGCUUGUUUCGGUUUUAUUGUUGCUUAUGGGUGAGUUUGAAGUGUUUGAAGGUGUCGGGAAAUCUGAAAAAAUGCUUUGAAAAUUCAGAACCGGCGUCGGCCCAGUCGUUUGGAGCAUUCCUCCAGAACUUUCGCCCCUGGAAUACCGGUCCCUGAUGUUCUGCCUGUGCUAUUCGGUUCACAGCAUCCUUGUCGUUGUUACCAACUUUUCGACUAUUCCUCUUUUCAUGGUUAAAAAAUUGCAAGAACAAAAAUAGACUUAUAAUUUUUUGCAGUCUAUCGGCGCCUUCUCAUUCGUCCUUCUCUUCGCCAUCCCCUCGUCGUUCGCGUUGAUCUACCUCUUCCUGCGACUUCCUGAAACCAAAGGACGCGAAAUUUAUCACAUCAUUGCCGAUUUGAAGUCUUCUGGAAGAGUUGCCGAGAAGACCCUUGAAAUUCCCGCUUAG
Messenger RNA from Caenorhabditis auriculariae, 4327 nucleotides. The record is from the annotation of a GenBank genome assembly. NCBI's taxonomy places the organism in Eukaryota, Metazoa, Nematoda, Chromadorea, Rhabditida, Rhabditidae.